AUGAAUGAAUUACCAGACGAUUUAAUUUUAACUCCACAACCAUUGAUUGGUUUAGUUGGGUGUCAAAAUUUACAUUUUUAUAUUGAUAAAAACAUUUCAUUAAAGCCUUCUCUGGACUUUGAAAGAAUUCAUACACCAUCAACAAACUCACCAACAAUUACAGCAACAUCAUCACCAACACCUAUUACACCAAAUUUAUCAACAGCAAAUCCAACAGGUGGCAGUGGAUUAAUCAGUGGAGGUGGUAGCUACUCUUCAAGUCCAAUAGAUCCAUAUAGUGUAAAUAAUACAACAUUUCAAUUAAGCGAUCUUACAAUACAAUCUGACGAUAUUUGGAAAACUCCAACUAAAGGCAAUCCAUUAUUAACAGCAACAGUAAACAGUGGCUCACCAUCCAAUGGCUCCAAUUCAUCUUUAAGUAAUCUUGUACAACAGCAAUCACUAUUAACACCAGGACAACCACAGCAACUACAAAACCCAUCAAUUCAGCCAGUUAUAGUAGGUGGUUGGAGAGUUCAAUAUAACAAUCUUCCAAUUUUUAAAGUUUCAACAUUCGAACCAGGUUCAUUAUCCACCAAAAAAGAUAAAAAAUUAGAAUCUUAUAUUCCAAUGGGUAUUCUAAAGGCAAAUUGGAUCCAUAAGCAUAAAGCCUCUAUCCCAUCCGUAAUUUCAUUAUUUAUUCAAUGGCCAGAGGAUAAGAACCCAAAAUCACACGAUCAAAUAUUAGCCCAAAUCGAUUUAGUAAAAGGAAAUAUUAAAAGUAGAAAUAUUAAACUAAUGGUUGUAAUUGUAACUUCAGUAAAUUUGGAUAAUCAUGAUGAAAAAGUUGUAUUAGUAAGAAGAAGAGCAGAUGUCGAUCCAAAAUACUUUUUAUUUUUAAACAAACAGGAUCUUAAACCAUUUGUUAGAAAAUGGGAAAGAUUAGCAUUGGAAUUAUCAGAUCAAUACUAUAAAGAUUUAUGUCAAACUAUUAGAUCACAAAUUACUAGAACCAUUCAUCCAUUUUUAGCAAUUAGAUACCACUUUAAAAUAGCAUAUUAUUCAGAAUUUAGAAAUGAUAUACCAUCAACUUUAAAGUUCUACAAAGACAGCUAUAGUUUAUUAAAAGACUAUAAAAUAAAUAAUGAUAAUAAAGGUAUUAGGUUUGCAGAGGUUAGAAAUUUAGCAUCAUUUUUUAAUUUUAAAAUUUGUAAAAUAUCAUUAUGGAACAAUUUAAUCCAUGAAUCACUUCAACAAUUUGAAAAACAUUCAAAGCUCUAUAGAAUAUAUAUGGGUCCAGGUGAAAAAGAAUUUACUCACAGUAUUUGGUUAGCAAGAGAAUAUCAAAUUUUUGCAGAGUUAUUAGAAAUGUGUCCAAACACAAACAAAUCAACAUUUAUAACAAAUCCAGGGUUCUAUUACCAAAUCUCAGCAAAACACUUAUCAUCAAGAAGAGAAAAUUUCAAAGCACUCUCUGAUCAUUUCAAGACAUCACCAAAAGUUUUGAAAUUUAGAGACAGUAAACAACGUUAUGAUCUUACCAAUCUUCAUUAUAUUGGCCAACCACCACCAGAUCUCUCACAUCCAUUAGAGUUACAAUCUGGCAACACUGAAACUCAUGAUGAAUUAGUUAUAGCUGCCGAUGAAGAUGAUUUCAAUAAGAGUGUAGCAGCAGAGUUAUCAUUAAAUUACACUACACUCAUUAUAGAUCAAUUAAACAAAGCAUAUGACCAAUCUACAGUCAGUGGUAAUCAUCGUAUUCUCUCCUAUAUCGAAUCUCAAAUUGCCUAUGAAUACUUUACUUCAAAACAAUACGAUUUAGCUCUCAAAUACUACAGCAAGAACGCAUUCACCUAUCGUCGUGAAAAAUGGACUACUCUUUUGACCCAUAGUUUAUCAAUGCUCUUAAAAUCAGUUCACUUAUUAAAUUUACCAACUAAUUUUAUUGGAUAUGCUUUAGACUAUCUCUCACCCGAAUUAAACAAUACUCCAAGUGAUCGUUCAAAUAUUCAAAAAAAUAUUCAAUCCAUUCUUUAUGAACCAAAUAAAUUAUCACCACCACUUUCACUAUCAGCUCCAUUGGACAUUAAUAUGGAUCACACACAUCCACUAAUCAAUUGUAGAGUUCAAUUCCCUCAAUCAUUUACAUUCACACACAGUACCACCGAAUUUUAUGUUGUAAUUGGCUCACAUUUCCCAAAUCCAAUUGGUUUCAGUUCAUUAAAAGUUUUAUUCUCCGAGAAAUCUUAUAACAAAACCUUAACUGAUAACAACAGUAGUGUAGCUAAUAAAGGCCAAUAUAGUGUAUCAAAUAUUCAAAAAGAUAAAGAACGUUCAGAUUUAAUUUUCUUACCUGAUGAAUCUAGAUUAUUUUCAUUCAAAUUAAAUACAAAAGAAAAAAUGGAAUUAGAAUGUUUAUCUGUAAUUUUAGAAAUGGGUGAGGGUAAUUCAAAAAUUAAUUUUAUUUGGAAUGUUCAAGACUGGGCAAUUAAAUCUGAUGAAACUGAAAACGAAGAGUUAACAAAUAUACAACCAACACCAAAUAAUAGUAAUAAUAAAUCAAACAAUAACAAUGUAACAACAGUUAACGAAAAUGAAAAACCAGAUCCAUAUAAAAAGUUUUUAGAAAGAUCAUCAAUAAGAAUUUUAGAUCACGAAUCUUUAAUCCAAAUAAAAUGUAACCAUAAUUCUCCAGCCAUAGUUAAUGAAUUUUAUGAAAUUGAAUUAGAAAUUGUAAAUAAUGAUAAAGAAAUUAAAAAAGGUUCAAUAACAUUCGAAAUUAAUCAACAAAAUCAAUUUGAAAAAGGAAUUUAUUUAUCACCAGAUAGAACACAGCCACUUUCCCAAUUAGAUUUAGAAAGAAUUUUAGAGAAAAAGAGUUUUAAAAAGAAAUUUUAUAUAUAUUCAAGUGCAGUAGAUGAAAAUAAACUUUUAAUCAAUAUUAGUUACGAAACAAAGACAGGCGAAAUCUCCCAUACCUCAAAAAUGUUUAUUAUACCGGUUCAAAUUGGUUUCAAUACUCAAUUCCAAUUCUUUAACGAUCACUUCCAAUUAAUCUCUGAUCUUUACGAUACUGGUGUACCAACUCGUGAGCAACUAUUGCUCCUUUGCGAUAUUAGAUCCAAUUUACCAUACAAUGUUAUCAUUGAAAAGACAAGUUUACAAAUUUCUUCCUUUGCUGAAUCUGCUCGUAACUCAAGUCUUCUCAGUCCAAACUUAACUUUAACCGAUGAAACUAUUGCAAAUAUGCCUGUUGCUGAAUUAAAUUCAAAUUCGAAUAACACAAUUACCUCUGUUGAACUUUCAAAAGAUAAUAAUCAUAGCAGUUGGUUCAAUUUAGUUCCAUUACUUAUUAGCGAAUCGAUUAGUUUUGGUAAUUUCGUUAUUGAAUGGAAGAGAAAAGGUGCAAAUGUGAAUCAAAUCUCCAUAUUACCCAUCGCAUUACCACACGUUCGUACAACAUCAAACUCUUUUAUAACCAAUGUCGAAGUUGCACAAUUUGGUGUCGUUGGUGUACCAUUUAUCCAAACUAUAACCAUUCAAAAUAAUACACACUUUUUACAAGAGUUCGAAUUGGUCGUUAUUAACUCACCAUCUUACGGUAACUCUGAUAUGCCAUUCUUUUUCUCUGGUGAUAAGCAAUCGUCAUUUUCCAUUCAUCCAGAUUCAACUCACGAAAUUAAACAUGUUUUAUUACCUUUAGUAGCUGGAAAAUUAAUUUUACCACACUUCAAAAUCAUUUCAAAAAGAUUUAACAAGGAAUUGGCAAAAACAAAAAAUGUUAAUAGUUUUAUUUUUAUAAAACCAAAUUUAGAAUGGAUUAGUCAAAAUCAAUAA
Molecule: messenger RNA, 3816 nt
Organism: Dictyostelium purpureum
Lineage: Eukaryota; Evosea; Eumycetozoa; Dictyosteliales; Dictyosteliaceae
Exons: 4
Coding region: 1-3816 (1271 amino acids)
Source: RefSeq, a predicted model, not a curated record